GUUUCGAUUUCCUACACAAAUAACCGAACAUGACCAGUGACGGAAAAUACGUACGGGCUCCAGUAUCCCUGAGUGAAACGGAGGAUUCAAAUGACUCGAUACUCGAUGAAACAGGAAAAGUUUUCGAUGAUGGCGAUAGCGCGUGUUCAAGUGAACCAAAUCAAGCGGAAUUUCUCGAUGAUGAAACUGUCGUACAUGACGUUGUGGAACAAAACACCGACCAUGACCAAGUUGCCCGGGAAAAUGUAGAAGAAAUGCGGAAAGAAAAUCUCGAGUACCGGCGCAGGAUUGACCAGAUGCAACAUGUAUUGGAUAAACUUGUGAAUGAGAAGCGAUCAAAUCUUCCUCAGGAUAGCAUCGGCUCUACGACUCGCGAAAUAGAUGAAAGCUGGAAUAACGGAGACGCAUUUGCAGUACCUUCGACGAGCACGGGUGGCAUACGUUGGGAGCAUAUUCAGCCCUUCCCAAACGAUGUCCCAGCGAACAUGAUGUGGGAGCAAUGGAAUCGAUUCAUUGAUCGUUUCGAAAUUGCUGUAUCUAUAUCGAAUGUUCACGAUCCUAUCAAACGCUCACAGAUAUUGUAUUUGUCCAUGGGAGAAAAGCUCCAGGGAAUAGCACGAGCCGCUAGACUUCGCCCGAAUCUUAAGGAUCCGGACUGUUACAAAGUAUUCGUAAGGAAUAUUGAGACAUACCUGCAAUCGAUGGUGGAUAUCACAGCGGAGCACGAAAUGUUCUCCAAUUUGAAACAGGAUAUAGAUGAACCGGCUUUAACUUUCCACGCUCGUCUGAUGGAGAAGGUUAGGCUCUGCAGGUACAGCAGUAGUGAUGAGGAUCGUUUUGUGAGGAUGCAGCUGCUGAAGGGGAUGCGGAAUAGAGAGUUGGCCAAAACAGCAAGAACGUUUGGAUAUGAUACAACAUUCAUCGUUCAAUCGGCCACGCGUGAGGAGGCAUAUGCUGCAGGGACUGCCCAAUCUAGAUCCUCGGAAGCAUUCGUGGUGGCAAAAGAUCGCCAGCGUCGCCACAUAUCAUCUGACAGAGUGCCCACACGCCGCUAUGAUGCUGCUAACGAUGGGAAAUUUCGUCCCAAACGACAACGCGAAUCUGAUGACCCAAGCUAUCACGGACGGGGACGCCGCUCUCGUUGUCCCAAGUGUUUCUUGUUGUUUCAUAAAUUCGGAUCAUGUCCAGCAUUCGAUCGAAACUGUAAAGCAUGUGGCGAACGAGGCCACUUCGCGGCAGCCUGCCGUAAGAAGAACGCAAACAGUAUCCAGCUUAAGCGUGAUCUCCCGCCAGGAUGGGAAGACGAAGAUAAGACGAAGCAAAUAAAUGCAUUGACUCUAGAACAAGCACUCAUAGAUUGCCGAAUAGGAUAUUCAACACCCGUUCAGUUUCUGAUAGAUUCUGGAGCGGACGCGAAUAUUAUUGGUGGAGAUGAUUGGUUUAGACUGAAGAAGGAGUUUUUGUCAGGCGGCGCCGACCUUGAGCCGAUGGAGUUAUCGUUUAAUAAUGAUCUACGGUCGUAUGCAUCAUCAAAUCCUAUUUCUGUUAAAUGUGUAUUUAGAGCUGAUAUUCAAGUAGUUGGAUGUCCAAAGCCGUCGGUUAAAGCAGAAUUUCUUGUCGUUCCUGAAGGACGCCGUUCGUUAUUAGGUCGUUCCACAGCGAGUGACAUGAAACUAUUGAAGAUUGGUGUUUCUGUCAACAAUUGCGAAUCUUUGGGAAAGAAUCAUUUGUUUCCGAAGGUUCCUGGUGUUCUAGUAAAAUUUAGCGUUGAUAAGUCGAUACCUCCAGUAAGAAAUGCUUACUACAAUGUACCGGCAGCGUAUAGGGAGAGUGCAAGAAAGAGACUCCAAGACAUGGAAACCCAAGGAAUCAUUGAGCGGAUAACAACGGCUCCCAACUGGAUCAGCGGCAUGUCGGCCGUUUCUAAAGGUAAGAGUGACUUCCGUCUGGUCAUCAACAUGAGGGCGCCCAACCGAGCUAUUAAAAGAGAGUACUUUCGACUACCGUUGUUAGAGGAAAUGAAAGUCAAGCUUCAUGGAGCAAAGUUCUUUUCAAAGCUCGACCUGACGAACGCCUUUUAUCACCUGGAACUUCAUGAGGAAUCGCGAGACAUGACUACAUUCUUAUCGGAAAAUGGAAUGUAUAGAUUUACCCGAUUGAUGUUCGGGGUAAAUUGUGCCCCGGAGAUUUUCCAAAGAGAAAUGUGCCGGAUCCUAGGAAGCGUGGAAAACAUUAUCGUGUAUAUCGACGACGUGUUGAUUUUCGCGAAUACUCUAGAAAACUUACAUAAGACUGUAGAACAGGUUUUGGAAAUUCUGAAAGUGAACAAUUUGACCAUAAACGCGAGCAAAUGUGAGUUCGAUAAGACUCGGAUCCAAUUCAUUGGCCACGAACUUGACGAAAAUGGUUUCAACAUCGAUGAAAUGAAGAUUAAGGAUAUACGGAAAUUCAGGGCUCCUUCUACAGUUUCGGAGCUACGAAGUUUUUUGGGGCUUGCAUCCUUCGUAAGCUCAUACAUCAAGGGUUUUGCUGAGAUUGCAAGCCCAUUGUGGACAGUCAUCAGUUCAAGUGAAUGGAACUGGGGUCAAGAACAGGAUCAAGCUUUUGAACUUUUGAAGGAUAAGAUUGUACACUGCACUACAUCCCUUGGAUACUUUUCCGAAAAACAGAAAACUAUCCUAUAUACGGAUGCAUCGCCAAAUGCCCUUGGCGCUGUCCUCGUCCAGCAGGAUAAAGAUCAAGCACCUCAUCCCGAGAAAACUCUAAACGGGCACUCAAUCGGGCUGAUGGAUGGGCCCUCAGGUUAA
This is a messenger RNA of Armigeres subalbatus, 2807 nucleotides long. RefSeq lists its product as uncharacterized. Gene Ontology annotation, biological process: proteolysis. The transcript has 3 exons. Gene Ontology annotation, molecular function: zinc ion binding; nucleic acid binding; aspartic-type endopeptidase activity. The record is from RefSeq and is a predicted model, not a curated record. NCBI's taxonomy places the organism in Eukaryota, Metazoa, Arthropoda, Insecta, Diptera, Culicidae. The coding region runs from base 30 to 2807 and encodes 925 amino acids.